AUGUACUAUAAUCAACCUAAUCCAGUUUACGUCUUUGUUCCUUGCUAUAUUCCUUACUAAAUCCCUCCUGUUCCUAAAUUUGAUUCAACAAAAGAAGAAUAACAUUCAGACAGUGAAAAAGAACAAACCAAAAUAAUUGAGGAAGAAGUCCACACCAAUGCUAGUGGCAUUGUUAGAGGCAAAGGCCAAUUGUGGACUGAGGAGGAAGUCAAUAAUUUAGUCUAAUAUUACAAAAAGUAUCAUGGGAAUUGGAAAUUCGUUAUCAAACAUCUAAAAGGAAGGAAUAUUUCCCAAUGUUCUUAAAAGUACAGAAAACUAAUGGAUUAAGAAAAGAGAACGAAAAAGAAAUGGACAGUUGAUGAAGAUAAAAUACUUCUUGAGUCCUAUGCUGAAUUUGGAAGGCAAUGGAUCAAGAUUAGUUAAAAAUUGCCAGGUCGUACUUCGAAACAAGUGAGAGAUAGAUAUGUCAAUUAAAUCAAUCCCACCAUCAAUCAUGAUCAUUGGACCGAUGAAGAGGAUGAGAUUAUUCUCGAAGAAUUCAAAUAAGGAGGAGCUAGAUGGGCAAUCAUUUCCAAAAAGCUCAAUAACAGAUCAGAAAAUCAAGUAAAAAAUCGAUUUUAUUACACAAUCUUGAAAAAAUACAAAGGAGAGUAACAUCCUUAUCUAAAAGUUCAAGAAUGAUUUGAUUUCUCUUAAAUUAAAGUGUUUUCUUAA
Paramecium tetraurelia is the source of this 714-nucleotide messenger RNA. RefSeq lists its product as uncharacterized. The record is from RefSeq and is a predicted model, not a curated record. NCBI's taxonomy places the organism in Eukaryota, Ciliophora, Oligohymenophorea, Peniculida, Parameciidae. Gene Ontology annotation, biological process: regulation of DNA-templated transcription. Gene Ontology annotation, molecular function: DNA-binding transcription factor activity, RNA polymerase II-specific; RNA polymerase II cis-regulatory region sequence-specific DNA binding. The transcript is spliced from 3 exons. Gene Ontology annotation, cellular component: nucleus.